Ostrinia nubilalis (European corn borer) is the source of this 1859-nucleotide messenger RNA. RefSeq names its product zinc finger protein OZF-like. Gene Ontology annotation, molecular function: RNA polymerase II cis-regulatory region sequence-specific DNA binding; DNA-binding transcription factor activity. The record is from RefSeq and is a predicted model, not a curated record. The transcript has 4 exons. The coding region runs from base 118 to 1584 and encodes 488 amino acids. Gene Ontology annotation, biological process: regulation of transcription by RNA polymerase II. Lineage: Eukaryota; Metazoa; Arthropoda; Insecta; Lepidoptera; Crambidae.
UAUACGUCAAAUUGAAAAAAACAUUGAUCGAUGGAGUGGUGUUGGUUCUUUUGGGUUUAUUUUGCGAAUUUUACUUAAAAUGAAAACUAAUUCGGCUAUUUAAAGAAAAGCGACAAAAUGGCAGAGAGCAACGUCGUUAUUAAAAAGGAAAUCGAGGACGACGAGCCGUCCCCUUCGUACUGUGACACAGAAUUAAAUAGUGUCCCAAAUUCCGCGAACUAUUAUGAAAGAUCUACCGAAUUUGUUAAAAUUGAGAGAAGCUAUAGCCCUUUAAGGCAAAUCAAAGACGAGCCCCUAGACUUGACCCCUGAGCGACCCCCGGCGUGCCGCCCGGACAGCCCGCAGGAACCGGACAGCACCACGGACACCAUCAAGACGGAGGAACGGACACAGUGCACUCAGAUAGAGUUGGAGCUGAUACCUGAGGAUUGUCAUAGUCAAGAACAGCCCGAGAAAUCGCAGAUUAAACAUUUAUCGUCAGAAAAACAGCGAAGAAAUGAGUUGAAGCAAAAGUACGUCACUGACAACGGAAAAUUCACCUGUCUGAUUUGCCGAAAGAUCUACAUGACCAAAGCUAGCAUCAUUCGUCAUCUGCUCUCCCACACAGACGAAGAUUUCAAAAACCCACCCCACCCCCAAGACUUGAUCUACAAGUGUGAAUUAUGCGGCAAAACGUUUAAAAGUUCAGCUAAUUUAAUGCAGCACAACUACAUACAUUUAGACAAAAAACUAUUCAAGUGUGACCAGUGUGAUCGCUCCUUCACUUUAAAAUCGAACCUUAUAAGGCACCAAGGGAAAAGCCAGUGCAAGUUGCCUGAUACACCGCUGGUCUGUCAUCUGUGCAACAAGAAGUUCCCCAAAGGAUCGUUACUGACGAGUCAUUUGAAAAAGCAUUCAACGGAAAGGCCCUUCGGUUGUGACAUGUGUGGAAUGAAUUUCAAGUACAAAAGCACUUUGAUCCGGCAUGUCCAACAUCACAACGGAUUUAAGCCGUUCUCUUGCAAUAUAUGCAACAAAACGUUCACUCACUUCGGUCUGAUUAAACCUCAUAUGAGAAUGCACACUGGUGAGAAACCAUAUGCUUGUCCGGUGUGCUCCAAAAAGUUUUCUCACAAACACAAUAUGUUGAGGCAUUCGGUGAGGCACGAUAAAAUUGUAAAUCUAAACUGCCCGGUGUGCAAUAAGGCAUUUCCUAAAGAAAGCCGUCUGAAAUACCAUAUGAGAACCCACAUGGACAUCAAGUGUUUCGCAUGUGCUAUUUGUCCAAAGAAAUUCUCUCACAGACAGAACGUAAUCAGACAUUAUUCAAGAAAACAUCCAGAUAAAAUCUAUGAGAGUGCAGAGACCGAUGCAAGUGUGGCCCUCAAGUUGUGGAACGAAGUGAAAAACAACAAAAUACCUCUACCUACCUUAGAUACGAACAAACGUAAAGUUAGAAUUUAUAAAAAUAAAGCCGAUCAAACUGACAAUAAUCAUGAUGUCAACGCAAAUGAAGCAGAAGAAAUAUUGCCAGACGUAAAAAAGCCUGAGAUUGCGUUCGAGGCGGUUAAUAUUAAGGAGGAAUGCGAGACGGAUAGUGAUUGAACAAAUAAUAACAAUAGUCUACGUAUGUACAAAUAGUACUACUUUAUUAUAUUUCCCCUAUUACUUUAAAAACUGUAUUAUGGCGAUUAUGGUUUGAUCUUCAUGAAAAUUGAAAAAGUUAUUUUUCAAAAACCUUAGUGAUAUUAAUUUAUUUUAUUCAAUGCAGAUAUUAGUGAUUUUUUUUCUACCCUAUGUAAGUAAAAGUAUUAUAAACUAUAUUAUAAAACGGGUGUAAUGUUAACUAGUAGUGUUGCCGAACUGUCGAUAAAUACCGA